AUGUCGGCUCUCAGUCAGAUCAGCAAGGUUGAUGAGAGAGACUGUCACCCAUUGACUGAGCAUCUACUACAACAAUGGCGUCAGAUUGUGGAAAUAGAUCCCGAUGGAACCAUCACUGAUUGGUUGAACAACUUUUAUGAUAUCUUGUCUUCUACAUGGCAUUCACAGACAAGUUGGUUGGGUCAAGUAUUCCUGGAUCUGUCAUCUGUAGAAAUACUUUCCGAGGUUAUUGUUGAUGUGUUAUCUAGCCUUGAACCCAGUCUCCACUUCUGUAUCAAGGCAGCUCUGAAACAACAGGAUAGUCCUCUGCUGUUUUUAAUUGACCUUAAACAGAUUACUGACAGAUUUGCUAGAGGUAUAGAACUAGCCAUUACCUCCUUUGAUUCUGACAAUCUCCAGAAACCUCACACUGCAAUGUUGGCCCAGACGUUGUACGCUCCAUACAGACCACUUAUAGAGAAGUAUGCGAGUUUGGAAGGAAGACUACUACAUUCCCAGCUUUCUACUGUUUGCUUUGUAAGACUCGUUUUUUUUUUCUUUAUCCACACAUGUAUAUGGAAGUGUAGUCCAAAUGCGUUUACUAGGUUUAUGGGUGUUUGACUCUAUGCAGUCAACACAAGACAAGGUAGAAGCAGAACACUGAAAACAAUUCAACAAAGAAAUGUACUCCAGAAAAGUGAAUGGUUGACCAACCCUCAGCAUAGGGCUGUUUGCUAGUCUACCCAAUGAAUGCUUUCAGUGGAAAUUCCAUGCAUUAUGUGGACUUGUAACCUUCACAUUUUUUCAUAACCACUGCACAAUUGAUUACUGAUUGAUUGGCUGGCCUUUAUAAUCUGAUUUGUUAUCUCUUCAGGUCACACUUUGAAGUAGUUAUUGGUCAGUGACUACAUGUUUGCCAGAACUGCUUUCCUCAUAUCCUGCUGUGUCUGUUUCCAGUGUUUCAUUUUUAAUAUGUUACACUAGAAUUAAAAAUCUAAUCCACAUCCAGAUAUAUCUGUAUAACUCUAAGACUUGAACUUUAUUUCCUGUUAUGUAUAUUUAUAUACCUUUGGACUAGAACUGUAACUUGGGUACCUCUACAUAGUCUUGAGGUUGGUAAAUGUACCAAGAUAGUUAUGGUGCUGGAACUGUAACCCAGCAUCUCUACAUAGAAAUUGGAUUGGUAUACCUAUCUUCAUAACCAUGGAGUUGAUACAUCUACUUUAUGUAGCUGUGGGGGUUGAUGUAUCUAUCUGCUUAGUCGUUUGGUUAUACCUCUAACUACAUAAUUAUGAGGCUGGUGCAUCUGUCUACAUAGCCAUGGGGUUAGAACUGUGCUCCAGAUGCGUACGUUUGUGUAAGCUCGAAGUUGAGCCUUGUGUGGUUCUUAGAAAUAUAUGACUACAUUUCUUUUUACCAUUGGCAAUAUGAGCUUUAAAUUUUUUUUUUUUGUGAUGAUCUUUAUAAAAUAGAGCCAAGGUUUAAAGAUCUCUAAUUUAUGUCACAUUGUAAAGAAACUUGGAUAUGAUGUGUAAGAUGUUUUUUUGUAAGGAACUAGGAUAUGAUGUGUAAGAUGUUUUUUUUUUUUUUGUAAGGAACUAGGAUUUGAUGUGUAAG
Messenger RNA from Limulus polyphemus (Atlantic horseshoe crab), 1596 nucleotides. RefSeq names its product conserved oligomeric Golgi complex subunit 7-like. The record is from RefSeq and is a predicted model, not a curated record. Gene Ontology annotation, biological process: retrograde vesicle-mediated transport, Golgi to endoplasmic reticulum; intracellular protein transport; Golgi organization. Gene Ontology annotation, cellular component: COG complex. Lineage: Eukaryota; Metazoa; Arthropoda; Merostomata; Xiphosura; Limulidae. The coding region runs from base 1 to 600 and encodes 199 amino acids. The transcript is spliced from 5 exons.